GAUUCACCUGGAGCAUUGAGAAAGAAAGAGAUAGAAAGAGAUCAAGUGCACUGACAGAUUGCAAUAAGUAGUAAAUAAGUGACAGAAAAUUAAGUCACUCUCGGAAAGGGGAUAUUCUCAAAUGUAAUCAAUUAAGCGCGAUGUCUUGUCAAAUUAAAGGAAUAGCAAACAUACCGGACAUAAGCAAGAUUAAAAAAUUACUUUAUGGUGAUGCUAUUAGCAAGUUCGACUAUGUACCGAGCAAUGAAUUACCUUUACAAGAUUGUCAUGUGUCCUUGUCAUCGGUUGGAGAUGUGCUUGUCAUGGCAUGGAAUACAAAAAUGAUAAUAUUUGGCUCAAGAUGGGAUUCACAAGAAUUAGAUGAAGUGAAAAAUAAGUUUCAUGUAACAUGGCAUGGGGAAGUAGUAAAAGAACAAAAUUAUUCCAGUGAAUGGAUCACAUCAGUGGUCUGCUUACCUUUAAUAUCUUUGGGAAAAGCUAGUGGUCCAGACUGGACAUGUAUAGCUGUUGGAUACAAUACAGGUUUUAUUAGAUUCUAUACUGAAACAGGUGCAAUGCUUCUGGGAGAACAGAUACACAAUGAGUCAAUUUUAGGAAUAAAAUGUCAAUCGUUCUGUUCAGUGAAACAUGGAGAUGCUAACUAUAAUGAGGAGAUUUAUAUUUUGUACAACAGCGGUGUUUGCAUAUUACAAGGAUUUCCUUUGUUCUCAACUUUACGUGCCUGCAGAAACCAUUUAGCUAGAAUUCAAGCAAUGUGCGACGAUUUGCCGCCGGUUACGAAUCUAUCGUAUAAGAAAUGGGCAUUUAAAAACCAAGACAUUUCAAACGAUUCAGAAGUAAUUGGCACCACGUCGAUAAACAGUUUCGAUCACUUAAUGACUGCUUCGAUUUGUGGCGGGUACAACGCGACGUACAGAUCCAGCGCGCCACAACACAAUCUAGUACUCGCCACAGGAAAACGGCCAUUCGUAGGAUUCCACUAUACGCUCGAAGGGGGCAACGCACCCGUAUUAUCGGACGUCGCCAUUGCGAUGGCUAGUAAAUUAGCCAGCGCUAUCGGCACGGCGGUACCAUGGUUUCGCGGCGGCUCGAAGAAUGCAGCACCUGAAGCACCAAAGAGUAACAUUCAUGAGUCCAUAGAAGCGAUGACUUGUCGGUUUGGCUUGAGUGACAUCAUGAGAGAGGGUGACUGCAUUACUUGCAGCCCGAACAAAAUGUUAUCGGUGAUAUCGGAUGCUAUGGGCAGAGUGAUACUUAUCAACAACAAGAAGGGCAUAGCUGUGAGAAUGUGGAAAGGGUAUCGCGACGCUCAGUGCGGCUGGAUCGAAGUUAACGAGGAAAGAGAUCGCGGAAUUCACAAGAAUAUCAAUAGAUUCGCGCAGAAAACUUUAUUACGCACCACCAUGUUCCUCGUCAUUUACGCUCCGAAGAAAGGCGUGAUAGACAUUUGGAGUAUACAACAGGGCCCGAAGAUCACUACUUUUACCGCUAGUAAAAACGGACGAUUAUUGUACAUAAAUUAUGGUUUCCUGGGCAUGAAUGAUAACGCCACUGUGUCCAAAAAUAAAGCACAAUAUUCAUGUGUGUUUAUGGAUCCAUUGGGUGGAUUAAAAGAAAUUUCUGUUCCAUUUCACUUUGCGCUCAAUAGUAAGAAUGGGAAACGAGCGCGCGAUAUUCAUUUGCUCAGAAAACUGAGAACAUUCUUGAGAGAAGAGGAAUUCGAUGAGGAGAAGUUAGUUUCCGAGGUGACCAACACCUGUUUGGAGUUGAAGACAAGUGAAAUUAGGAUACAGACAAUAGAAGUUUUAAUGAACAGCAAACACAUUUUGCCAAAUGCUUUGCUCGCUGCGACAAACUGUUUUGCAACAAAGUUACAGGAGGAGGAAGAAGAAGAAGAAAAACUGGAACUUACUGCCAAGAUGCUCCGUCAGUUAACAACGCAAUUACAGCGAAUGAUUACGUUUUAUAAAUAUGUUAAGUCUCAACUCGAUACCGCACCCGAAUAUGACAUUGUGACUGCCGGUGGUGCACUGAACGCCAAAAAUUUGUCCUCGACAUUGUUAACUUCAGAACGGGAAGUACACCGUAUCAUUAAACUGGCCAAGACGUUGAAUAGCUUUGAGGAUGCAAACAUUUCAGCAGAAGCCAAGGUCAAAUUUAGAGAGGACGAAAAGGCAUUUUUCGACUUUCUGUCGUGUUUUGAAUUCGGCACUUCAAAAUUAAUUGGUCUACGGAAGGAUUUAAAGGAGGAAAAGAUACACGAGAUCGCUCGUCUAAUACAUCAAGGAUGGAUGUAUUCCAACGAUGUGAAGGAAAAAUGGCAACAAGCUGCUAGAGACAGUAACAUUCAGUCGUUCAUUUUUAUGCAGUUGGCAUUGAUUUAUUGGACGCGUAAAAAGGAAGUCAUGAUUUCCGAAGUAGAGCUGAAACGUUUCACACAACUUCUACAUGUUAUUUGCCUGUUAACCGAUGUGGAAGAGAUAUGUGUCGAAUACAACGAGACCUCUCUGUGGUGGAAGAAUGUGCGUACAAUCCUCACAGAGUCUACGAAACCUUUUAAUGCACUCACCGCUGCAUUGGUAUGCAGAGCAAUCGCUGUGAUUAUGGAGAGGUAUAAAGAGAGAUUGCAAAAUCAAAAGUCCCUGGGAGCUGACGAAGGAGAGGAUAUUAAGAAUGGCAAUAAUAUGACCAAAAUGGAUGAAAUGGAGAGUAAAGCGAAUGAUAUUACACCAGACGACGAGACGUACAGCUCAAAUAGCGAAUGGGAAAACGUUAGUAAGGAUACUUGUCAAUUCACACUGUUAAUCGGAAAUCUUGAAGAUAUUACAGUUCUGAAUGCUGUUGUUAGUCAGCAGUUCAUAUCAGAUCAAACAACGCAAUUCUUCGCUUUACCCUUUACAAAAUGUGACGUUUCACUGUCAUUGAUUCUUUCCAAAGGCAAAGGCUCCGUGUCUGAGCUGGUCGCGAAGUGGCUCAGUACAACGGGUAUCGAUCCGAUACGGUUGAUUGACACAACUGAUGUGGAAUUCGAUCAGCUGCAAUUAUCGGUGGACUCGUUGCAAUUGAAUGACGCGCUGGAUGAAGCGUCUGCCGUCGACGUACCUCAACAAGAACAGACGAAGCUUCUUUCGCUAUCAGUAGAGAUCGGAGAUGAGGCGAAGGUUGAUACGACCGUGGAAGCGCGCAUCUUAGACAAAAUGGUUCUGCUCAAGCGUCACUUCCCAUACAGCUUAACGAGUAGCGUCUUGUUGGCCAAUCUAUGCUGGGAGUUCGUGAUGUCGUGGAACAAAGAUGUAUCUCAGUUAGAAUCUCUCGCGGCUGCCUUGGCUGUUUUGCGACAGAUACCCAUGAAGCACAUGCGACAUGGCGUUUGCUGUCUGCUAUGGACACUGCACAUAAAGAAACGCAUGGAGGCAGUGGCGAAAUUGAUGAACAAACUCGGAAAAUUACCUAAGGAAAGAUUGUGUAUGCAGGAUAUCGGUCUAUCGGAUAUUCAAGUGACAACAUUCCUACAGCAUUGCAUCACUUUCCUGGAUAUAUUCCUUGAUGCUGAAAUACUUGAGCGAGGAGAUAGCACAGCGAUCAAGUCGGAAGAAUUGUGGGAGGGACAUCCCGGCGGACCGCAACCGUUCGCCACAUUGGCCAUCUCUCAAACACCAGCCUGGUACGAGUUGGUUUUAUUACACGUUCAAGUGGCUAACGUCUUAUACAUGAUGGCGUGUCUUAAUGUGAAGAUGCUGAGACCGUUGAAUAACUUAUUCGAGUCCGUGGUACAGCCCUAUUUCUUUCAAGACAUCACAGACAAAGCGAUGCUCACGUGGUAUCGGGACGACAAGAGGGACAAUACGCGCACGGAGUUCUUAUGUAAAGCGAUCACAGCGUCGAUGGAGUUCAUUCAUCGAGAGACCAGCGACGGUACGACGGUUAGCUCCACUCAGGCUAUCUCAUGGAUGAGCAAGUGUCAGACACUGGCGUCCAUCUGGAAGAUUAACAACGACGAGUUGAGAAUACAUCAGGUCUGUCAGUUGUACAUAAACGGCUUCGAUCGUUUGGCGGAAGAGAUAAUGACGACGGUGGGCGAUGUCGAGCGCCUGAGUGCGAGUCUAUUGCCUAUCGCUGGAAGAAGAAUGAUGGCGUAUCUGUCGAGAACGCCUAAUCUUCUGGAGGAGGUCUCACGGAUAAGCCCAGCGCUCACGAGAUACCUAGAAAGUCUGAAUAUGUCUGAGAUAAUCUUCACCAAUUGCUCGAACGGCGACACCGUGGAACUGAUUCGCCGAGUGUCCGUUCAUUUGCCUAAAACUCACUGUGAUUACCAUCUUGCGGAAUUGAUGUUGGACGCGACGUUUAUUUACCAGGACAAUCGUUAGAUCCUGACUCUUCUACGCGCUAUACGUCCUAUGACAGCGUGAAACUACCGCGCACGAGGAUUUCACGAAGCAACGUGUAUAUAGUGAUACAACGAAGUGAGAAAAAAAUUGCCUGAGUAAAAUUCCGUGACUCUGAGAUAACGCGUCUCCCAAUAAGGAGAAACACCGUAUGCACUGAGAAAAAAAUACUUGAAACUUUAUUCGUGGGCUAAAAGUUUAUCUCACAAAAAUAAACUUUAUAUCUCGCAAAUAAAUUUUCAAGUAUUUUUUUCUCAAUGUGCCGUUCUUGUGCAUAGUAAUAAGAAAAUUAGUUAGAAUGAAGUUCCAAAGUCGCGAAUGACUUAAUUACGCUACGAGCGAUGAUCCUGACACAGCAUUUGUCGUUUCCUAGUCGCGCCUCGGCUCGAAGGAACCGAAUGUACAUGUGUAUAUACGUAAUAUUGUGCGUUGGUGCUGCUAUAUCACAGGACAAUGCAAUCGUUCUCGUUUUAGGGCUCAAGACGCAAUUAUCCAACGUUUUCGUGAGAAUUGCCACGUGUUUCUCGAUUUUCCAAGAAUAUGGUAGCGUUGAGUUUGCGAACCAGACGAAAGAGAUAUUCCAAUUAUUAUUGUAUAUCUGUAAUCAAAUGUAACAUUUCGUUUGGGCGCGCGUUAUUGCGCGAAAGAAUGGCCAUCUUUAACUUAAAUGUAAUUUAUUAAAAGUAUGUUAUUAAAUAUUA
Molecule: messenger RNA, 5086 nt
Organism: Odontomachus brunneus
Lineage: Eukaryota; Metazoa; Arthropoda; Insecta; Hymenoptera; Formicidae
Gene: Rab3-GAP
Product: rab3 GTPase-activating protein non-catalytic subunit
Exons: 19
Coding region: 141-4367 (1408 amino acids)
Biological process (GO): regulation of GTPase activity
Source: RefSeq, a predicted model, not a curated record